This is a messenger RNA of Penaeus monodon (black tiger shrimp), 637 nucleotides long. RefSeq lists its product as uncharacterized. The coding region runs from base 92 to 511 and encodes 139 amino acids. Lineage: Eukaryota; Metazoa; Arthropoda; Malacostraca; Decapoda; Penaeidae. The transcript has 2 exons. The record is from RefSeq and is a predicted model, not a curated record.
CUCAAGGCCUUCCAGCAGUUUCCACUAUAUAAGGCGCCGCACGCCUGCCUCAGAUCACAUCGCCCUGUUCCGUCUUACCAAUCCUGCAGAGAUGAAGUACUUGGUGUUUGUGCUCCUGGUGGCUGCCGCUUGCGCUUCUGAGGUGGAGAAGCGAGAGGCGGAGCCAAGUCGUGCCUACACCUAUGGCUACGGUCUCCACCACCACGCCUACUACCCCCGUUCUUACUACCACCCUUACCACCACUACCACAAGAGGUCCGCUGAGCCUGAAGCCGAAGCUGAGCCUUCUUACGGUUCCUACCACUACCGAGGCUACUACCGUCCCUAUUCCUACGGAUACCAACCACAUCACUACACUCCUUACGUCCACCACCACCACAAGAGGUCCGCUGACCCCGUUGCUGAGGCUGAACCCAGCUAUGGAUACGGAUACAAGACCUACCACCCACGCCCCUACCACUCCUACCACGCCUAUCCUUCUUACGGCCACACCCACUACGGCUACCACUGAGGCACCAGGAGAAUGAUAACUUAAUCCCUUUCAUUCAUGGGCUUUACUAACAAAGCGAAACUUCUUUAGCAGAAAAUAAACAUUAUUUUUUAUACAAGACCUCUAUCAUUAAACGCCAUAGUACUA